AUGCCCAUCAUACAUCAGCGCCAACUAUCUACCUCGUCUGACUAUUUAUUUUCAACUUCAGCAACUACUAUGGGCAUCGUGGAGAGCAGAUUAUUGGCAGAAAACGUUCUUUUUGCUUGUGAUAAAGCUACAGAAGAGGGAAAUAACCGAAUUGAUACAUCUCAAUUCUGGAAAGACACUGAAAAUAUCAAAGCAUGGAAAACUGUAUCCAAACAUAUUCCUCAGCGCUUUCGACAAACUCGUCAGUCAGCUAUACAGAAGACCAUCGCAAGGUCCUCCAAAGAGUUCCAAAUACCACAAGCUGUCCAAGACCUUCAGGAAAAGCGUGCAUCGCUUUUUUCUAUAUCAUUACAAGAAAGAGGCCAUGAGAGUGAAAAUGAUUCUUCAAGUACUCAUCAAAUCACUUCUUUAACUUGCCAUGUUCCAAAUUCGCCGCAAAACUGCCCGCUCUCUGAUUUCUAUCAAUUACUCGUCUUAUGUGAAAACGAACAACGUUUAGGGAGGAUUCGCCUCCGGAUUUGCUAUGUGGUGUUUUACCGCUUGAAGAAUGCCAUAAAACCAGGUACCCAGUACCAAUACGAUGAAAUAUCAAUUUCCAUAGCCCAUCUCAUACGAGAAUCAGGCUGCAAAGACCAGAUUCACGACAUUGAACGUCGGGUGCGACUCUGGGUUGGUUUAGGAGAGCGUUACAGUUUAAUAGCUAAUGACCUUGGCGGGCUGGGGAUAUUAUAUAUUCUCCCUGAAGAUGGUGGCGAGUCGAUCUGGACCAAGGAGCUGCCUAAGUCAGUGAAUAAUCCUAAAAGAGUCGCCAUGUUGAAAAAUCUCAGAGAGAAAGGAUUGCCAGAACAGGCUCAUAUACGAGGUCUUCAUACCUUGGCAGAGGAAGAGACUGCAAAGAUUUUGGGACCGAUCCAAGUCUCACUACACCGAGUGCUAGAAAAUCAACUAUCGCAGGCAAAUACAAACGGAGAUCGACAAUACAGCCCCAACUCGCCACAGCUUGAUAUCUCUCGAUGCCAUCAGCGAGAUGCAGGAAUGACUUGCACAAAGUCGGAUCAAUUCUGGGAGCCCGUCUUCCCAAUCUGGAGCACAAUUAGCUACGCAUGA
Molecule: messenger RNA, 1107 nt
Organism: Penicillium taxi
Lineage: Eukaryota; Fungi; Ascomycota; Eurotiomycetes; Eurotiales; Aspergillaceae
Exons: 4
Coding region: 1-1107 (368 amino acids)
Source: RefSeq, a predicted model, not a curated record